Molecule: messenger RNA, 2361 nt
Organism: Mercenaria mercenaria
Lineage: Eukaryota; Metazoa; Mollusca; Bivalvia; Venerida; Veneridae
Exons: 8
Coding region: 205-1359 (384 amino acids)
Source: RefSeq, a predicted model, not a curated record
AAAAAAAUAGUGCAACAACAUACACUGAAUUACGUCACGCACCCGAUAUGAAAUUCAGGCGUCAGUGUAUGGAAAAAUAUUGCCGUUUCCGGUACCAGUGUAACUUAACGGGGAAUAGAAACGUCAUGCCCACGUCUGCAACGAAAGAUAGGAACGGUAGUUAACUGCGUUGACAUUGAAUCAGAAAACCUGCAAAAGUGUAACAUGACAUGUGUAAAUGGAAAAACAUUGCCUAACGGUCAGAAAUCGUUUGAAUACACCUGUGGCGAAUCGACAAAUCACACAUGGCUACCUAUAGAUAAGACCCCCGAAUGCGUCGAUGUUUCAAGACCAGAUAUAUUUGGCACACAGACUAUCGUAACUUACGCAAACCCGAUCUCCGGAUCUGAUCAUCCUGGUGUUACAACAGCUGUCGAACAACAGUUCUCUGAGGUCGGGUGUGUUAAAAGUGGGUUAUGUGAAGUGACAUCAACAGUUUCCGAUUUAAGUCGAAAACGGAGAUCUACGUCAUCAACGUUAAUAAUGCAAUUCUCUAUUAGACUUACAGACACAGGCGAUUUAGCUCUAGGGGACUAUCUUUCUAAUGGAACAGAAACCUCUGCAAUGACAGAAUUGCUUAUUGCGCUUAAUGCAAUAACCGAGGUCAUCGAGUUCAUUCAGAACAACACGGCAUCGAUAUUCCAAGUCACUGUAGAUGGUGUAGAUUAUACACUGGCGAGUGAUACGGCAAGUAUCGUAGCAACAGUGACAUGCCCCAGUGGAUAUGCAGGAGCUGAUGGACUAUGUGCUAAAUGUGCUGUUGGAACCAAACUAGAAGAUACCAUAUGUGUUGAUUGUGAACCGGGAACCUAUCAGCCUUUGACCGGACAAAGCACCUGUUUGACUUGUCCUACAGGAUAUACCACACCGACAUACGGUGCAUCUGAUGUAUCAGAGUGCUCUGUGGAAAAAGCAGUUACUGAUAAUGAUUCCGACGACAACGAUGCUGAUGAUAAUGAUAAUGAUGGUGCCGAUAACACAGAUGACAGUGAACCAACUAAUAAUACUGUGUUGAUUGUUGUUGCUGUCGUCAGUUCGGUUGCUUUCGUUCUAUCAGUAGUUGCCGUCAGCAUACUGUUGUGGAAGAAAUGUAUUAGACGGCGCUUUAGACGAAACGAGACAAAUGGUAGUUUUGCAAGCCUCAGUAUGGUACGUUCCGCUACCAGUUGCUCAGGUGUUAUCGAAAAUAGUCGGACAACAUUCAAUAUAGAAAAAAUAAAGGGUUCUAUACCUGCCACACCACAGCAUCACCAUAACCCGAUGUUUGAAGGGGCGUUCCAAGACAAACCGCCUUCAUAUGAUAGCCAUGGGUUUAGUUAAAUAUGACUGCUCCAACUGUAACUGUUAUAGUGGUUAAAUGAAUUUGAUAAAUCGGAUAAUAUGGACUGAAUGAUGAUUGUCAUAAUAUCUCUAGGACCUUUGACUUUAUUAGACGCAAUUUAAUAAAUGGUGUUUUAAGUGAGAAACCUUGUGAUGAAAUGUUUUCGCUAUAAUGAACUAUUUGACAUCGUUUUUGGGGGUUUUCUUUGUUUUUGUUUUUUUGCUCUUCAUGCUGUGAUAUAUUGUGUUGAAAAUAGGUAUUGAAAUACAUGUACUUAUUUCAAAUGUGUAACGAAGGGACACAAAGACUGUGAUAAUUUGUUAACAAUACAUCUAUGUUAGAUCUAACUAUUAUAACUAUUUAUCUUUCAGUUAGGCUAAUAUAGAGCGUACUGUUCUGAUAUGACACAAAACACAAAACACCUACAGUAACAGACCAUUUUAUUUUAAUUUUCCCUUGUUUCAAUAAAUUGCCUUGAGUGUAAACACAAACAAUAUCAUAACAACUUGUUUUAUGUAUGAAUACAGCACGAUGGUGUAAACACUCUUAGUGUCGGAUAUGACUACCAUUGUCUCGCAUUAUCUUGAAGCUUUAGAAGUACUCUAGUGUUUAUGUCCGUUAAGUGUUCAAAUAGGUGUCUACAUUUAAGAUAUUUUUCAUUUAUUUAAAGAAAAACAAACACACUAACGGGUAGAAAAAUGUAUAUCACGCAUGCAUGCUUAUUUCUGUUGUUUAGACAACUUUUUCAUGUAUAAAAUAGUUUGGUUGGUGUUUGAAUACCGUCUAUAUCUAUAGAUUUAUAUAUCAAGGUGAAGCUGAAGCCUGUUUCCUUUGAAAUAUUUAUAAACACAUUAUAUUUUGAUUUGAUAUUUUACUUGUGGUUACAUGAUUGCACCUAUUUUCCGCAGCACAGUUAAUAUGGUCAUUUUGAUGAAUAAAUAAAACAUCUUGACUUCUUCUUGGUAUACAAAUAAAUGAUAUAAAGGAAUUUUAGUACACUA